AUGUAUUUUCAGCCCUUCCGGCCCGUCGUUCGGCCCGUCCUACGAGUUUCUGAGCACCGCCGCUGUCAGGAAGCUUUCCGCGGCAACUUCGCCAUUGGGAGAGCACUCUCAUGGAUGUCCACUCCCUGUCAUCCUUUUGUUGAUGUGGCCCGAUUGAUGCUCAGAGUCCGGCCUGUCAUUCAGCGCAUCGCUGCGAAUCAGCCAUGUCAGCGUCGCCAAUAUGCCGAUAAGAAAUGGCAAAAGGUCCGAGACUCUUCUCUCUUCACGAACCGCGUACCACAGGGAGAACACAAGAGGAGGGUUGACCAUGUAAGAGGACGCAAUAUCAAGAGAAAACCGGCGAGAGAGCCGGAGUCCUCACGAGACGAUGCUGCGCCAGCAGAACCUCAGGCCACACCCUCGCUCGUGGAACAGCUCUUUCCCGAGGAGACCAAACGCUAUCAAGAGAAGGAAAAUGCUGCCAGACGGGAGCGCCGAGAGAUACCCUUGCUACCCAUAGAACUGCCAGCAACAGAAGGCCCUCCUACGUGGCGCAAGAUGUUGGCGCCCGAGCUGGACGAAGACGACAUUCCUCCAGACCCGAGAAAGAGCAUACAUUACGAAAGACUUCGACGGAGCCUCCAAGCCACGCCAAAAGACACCGCCGCGCUGGUCUUACGCAACGCCUCUCGAAAUCUCACAGAGGAGGAUUUCCGCCGUCUCGUCCCGCAAGGUCAACAUCUCGAAGGCUGGAGCCUUGCUCAAGCCGACUUCCUCAAAGUCGUACCUGGCCGCGAUCUCCGCGACCUCUCCCGGGAGAACUUCUAUUACCUGCUCUUCUCCACACCCACGGCCGCCUUCCGAUAUCAGACCCACGUCACCAAAAUUGCCCGCCUGACGCAGCAACACACGCCGAUUUCAUUGUCCUCACCCAGGAUCCCUCCUCCUGGCUACUUGGUCGAUGACAUCGACGUCCAAUCCGCAGUGGACUCCUUCUCCCUCAUCCCAGCUUCACAGAAACUCGACUUGCGACUAUUGAAACGGCCGUUCCAUCCUUUCCUCGCUCGCAUGGUGGAGAAUGAAGGCUAUCAUUGUGUCGUCAGCCGUGAGGGAAAGAUGCCGGUGGAAGUACGCUUCACGAUGGACGGACCGCAGCUGGGACUGAAUGCGAUACAAUUCGUGAUGAUGCAGAGUGGACGGCAACGAGGGGCGCAUUGGUCGGGUGCGAAGAAUGAGAUGAUUGACAUCUUCAAGUGGGAGGGUGGGAAUGCGUAUGGUGAUAAAGACGAGGGGAAGGAGGCAGAUGAGGAAGAAAGACCCAAACGCGAGGAGGGCGGUGCGGAAGUGGGUGAUACGAAGGAGCUCAAACGACGGCUACCCAAACCGGUGUACGUGAUGGGUUUCCACACGGAGAGAGCGGCGCAGAGUUUCAUCGCGCAUUGGCAUGGACGGCCGAUUGAGGGAUUGGGUCUGAAGACUGGGUUGGAGGAUGACAUCCCGCCGAUCGCGCAAGCGGAGAUUCUCUGGUGAAAGCACGGCCACUGUACAACAUGUAGACAUACGAACAGAGACGGCAUAAUGCCUCUUCCGAG
Molecule: messenger RNA, 1571 nt
Organism: Zymoseptoria tritici IPO323
Lineage: Eukaryota; Fungi; Ascomycota; Dothideomycetes; Mycosphaerellales; Mycosphaerellaceae
Exons: 1
Coding region: 1-1509 (502 amino acids)
Source: RefSeq, a predicted model, not a curated record